GCGGGCGGCGGCGGCGGCGCCAUUUUGCGAACGGCGAGCAGCGGCGGCGGCGCGGAGACGCGCAGCGGAGGUUUCUGGUUUCGGACCCCAGCGGCCGGAUGGUGAAAUCCUCCCUGCAGCGGAUCCUCAACAGCCACUGCUUCGCCAGAGAGAAGGAGGGGGACAAAGCCAGCUCCGCCGCCCACGCCGCCCGCGCCAUGCCGCUCCUCAGCCUGCACAGCCGCGGAGGCCGCAGCCGCGAGCGGGCCCCCGCCGCCGGCUGCAGUCCCCUGGGUCCGGGGCCUCGGUGGUGCUCCGAUGUCCCUCACCCACCCCUGAAGAUCCCAGGUGGGCGAGGGGAUAGGCAGAGGGAUCACAGCCCUGCGGCCGCCGUCCUGCACGCCGACGAGCGGCUGCGCGUGACCGAGGAGCCCGCGCCCCACGGCCCGACGAGGAUUCUGCGCGCGCAGACGCGGCUCUCGAGCUCCCGGCGCGUGGACUGGCGGGCGGUGCUGCGCGGCCGCUGCCUCUACGUGGAGAUCCCGGGCGGCGCCCUGCCCGAGGGCAGCAAGGACAGCCUCGCAGUUCUCCUGGAGUUCGCGGAGGAGCAGCUGCGCGCCGCCCACGUCUUCGUCUGCUUCGCCAGGAACCGCGACGACCGAGCCGCCUUGCUCCGGACCUUCAGCUUUCUGGGCUUUGAGAUCGUGAGACCGGGGCACCCCCUCGUCCCCAAGAGACCCGACGCCUGCUUCAUGGCCUACACGUUCGAGCCGGAGUCCGCGGGCGACGACGAGUAGCGGCGCCGCCCCCGCCUCGCGGUCCCUCUGCGCGUCGCGGCGCGCGUGUCGUGCUGGUGCGGACACGCUCCUCCGGAUCGGCGGUGCGCUCUCGCGGCCCGACGCGCGGCGCCGAGGCGUCUGCUUUAAUUCUAAAUAAAAGUUUAUAUUUUACUCUC
Molecule: messenger RNA, 934 nt
Organism: Mustela lutreola (European mink)
Lineage: Eukaryota; Metazoa; Chordata; Mammalia; Carnivora; Mustelidae
Gene: OAZ1
Product: ornithine decarboxylase antizyme 1
Biological process (GO): positive regulation of protein catabolic process
Cellular component (GO): cytoplasm; nucleus
Molecular function (GO): ornithine decarboxylase inhibitor activity
Source: RefSeq, a predicted model, not a curated record